Cylicostephanus goldi is the source of this 249-nucleotide messenger RNA. NCBI's taxonomy places the organism in Eukaryota, Metazoa, Nematoda, Chromadorea, Rhabditida, Strongylidae. The record is from the annotation of a GenBank genome assembly.
AUGCCAUACAUGCUGGUAUGCUCGCAAAUCCCUAUUGAGGAUGGUCCAACAACUAUUGGGAAUAUAGACAUCGACUCAGCUUUAGCGGAGAGACUUGAAGCCCAGCCGUCCCGCAUGUUCUUUACAAUAACGUACCUCACCAAUCUGGGCCCACAGGUUGUGCUUAACAUAUUGGAGAGAGAAGGUUGGAAGGUUAUCGGUGUGGCAGGCACUGGUAAUGCAUGCAUAUGGACUUUGCAUAGACAGUGA